GUAACACCGAGAUUGCAACGGAUCCGUUUUCAAAACGGAAUUUGGAAUAUCGCGACCAACGCGACACGGAACGGAGAAAGAAGAUGAAGAAGGAAGACACAGUGAAGCUGAUCAGUGCCGAGGGUUUCGAAUUCGUGGUCGAUAAAGAAGCUGCUAUGGUUUCACAGACCAUUCACAACAUGCUUACCUCUCCAGGGAGUUUCGCUGAAAGGCAGCACGGGGAAGUUACUUUUCCUGAGAUCAGCACCACCAUUCUCGAGAAGAUUUGCCAGUAUUUCUAUUGGCAUCUUCAAUUUGCCAGUGGGAAGGAGACCGAGUUUCCUAUUGAGCCUGAAUUAACUCUGGAGUUAAUGAUGGCUGCCAAUUACCUGCAUACUUAAGCAUUUUGACUGCCCUAAAGAAGGAACUGUUGCCACUUGCUGUCUUGGGCUCUGAAGAAAUAUAAGCUAUGUAUCAUUGUUGCCGUUGUAAAGUGUAUCUUUGCCGCGACUAAACUAUCCAUGUAUUCUGUGUAAUAUAAUUACUAUUAGACGCAGCUUGCUAGACUGACGUAACUGAGUGAUGCUGUCUCUGGCUUUUCUGUUUCUCUGGUUGUCUGGUUCUGUCAGUUGGCCAUACCAUAAUUCGUGUAAACUAACAGAUUCAACAGAGAACUAUGAACGCCUCAUUCUUUCUUAUUCGAAAAGAAAAUACUAAUUCGAAGUGAACAAUGUAUGUAGUUGAAAUUAUAAGGUCAGGAGUUCCCAUUAAGUGUAUAUUUUUUAUCAUUUUCUUUUUUGGCCUAGCAUAUCCUUAAUUCAUUAUACUUAAUACCUUUUGAGUUAGGAAUUCAGUGAUGGGCAAGAUGGAAUUGUAAUCUUUUGCUGUUACUCUGUUAGGCAGGAUAGGAUCAAAGAAAUUGUUGCAGAAUGUUAUUUCUCUAUAUUUAGGAGCGUUCAACUGCACCAAAUUUGAGGAACAACUAGAAAGACAGGAAUUCUUACAAACAAAUCUGGGCCUCACCCUCUGAUAUAAAGCCUGAAGACGAGUUACAGCUUACAAUGCUAUUUCCCUGUUUUGUCACGAAAACUCACUGCAUAUGUGGAUGAAAUUACUCGAUACUGCUCAUUUAACUUACCUCGAUUUAGGCUUUGAA
This is a messenger RNA of Gastrolobium bilobum, 1135 nucleotides long. RefSeq lists its product as uncharacterized. NCBI's taxonomy places the organism in Eukaryota, Viridiplantae, Streptophyta, Magnoliopsida, Fabales, Fabaceae. The record is from RefSeq and is a predicted model, not a curated record. The coding region runs from base 84 to 380 and encodes 98 amino acids. Gene Ontology annotation, cellular component: elongin complex. The transcript is spliced from 4 exons. Gene Ontology annotation, molecular function: protein-macromolecule adaptor activity. Gene Ontology annotation, biological process: ubiquitin-dependent protein catabolic process.